AUGACUGCCAGAACAGUUGCAAUCAAGAGCCGGCAAGCCGCUGCACAAGAUGCCCUCCUCGACGACACCUCCCACGAUCCGACUCCCGUUCCUCGCUCUGGCUUUCGCAUCCGCCUGAGCAAGCCACCACCGAGAGUCGAUAGUCCACCGGCGGACGAUGACUCAGUCUCGGAGGACGAUAGCAUCCAGGACGCUACUGAGUCCGUAGACCACCGACUCGAGAAAGACCAUUGGGCUGAGGGCCUUGUCUGCUUUUCUAAGUACCUCGCAUCGUCCAAAGCACGCGCAAGCCGCCAGCCUGAAGGCUACAACGACUCCCUCAUCGCAUGUGACGGCCCAUGCGAGGAAUGGUACCACGACACAUGCGUCAACGUUACAUUCGACGAGGCAGAGAGCAUCGAGACCUUCAUCUGUCCGAUCUGUGUCGGCAACGGGUACGGUAGAACCAUCUGGAAGAAGGCUGCCACAUCGACGGCUCAAGACAACGGUACUGGUGCAAACGAGAAUGAAGAGAUCGCACUGGCUGGCUUUCCGCGCGUGAUUCCGGUUCAGAGGAAGAGGGAGCAUAGGGCGCUGUCGCUGAAGGUUGUGGGAAUUGUGAGGGCUGAGGCGAAGAGGAAGGUACGGUGGCAGGAGGGUCGUGGACCGAGGGGUCUGGGUAAGGUGGGAAUUUCCGGAUGA
Fulvia fulva is the source of this 681-nucleotide messenger RNA. RefSeq lists its product as uncharacterized. NCBI's taxonomy places the organism in Eukaryota, Fungi, Ascomycota, Dothideomycetes, Mycosphaerellales, Mycosphaerellaceae. Gene Ontology annotation, cellular component: Set1C/COMPASS complex. Bases 1 to 681 code for a protein of 226 amino acids. The record is from RefSeq and is a predicted model, not a curated record. The transcript is spliced from 2 exons. Gene Ontology annotation, biological process: positive regulation of DNA-templated transcription.